Molecule: messenger RNA, 1770 nt
Organism: Melampsora larici-populina 98AG31
Lineage: Eukaryota; Fungi; Basidiomycota; Pucciniomycetes; Pucciniales; Melampsoraceae
Exons: 6
Coding region: 1-1770 (589 amino acids)
Source: RefSeq, a predicted model, not a curated record
AUGUCGCGCACCACUCGUUCUGGUGCUAGAGUAUCACCACCUCCCAAGGCAAGCUCAGGAACUCGAGUGGUGCGAGGCAAUAAGUCCAAAGCUCUAGCAGGUCCAAGUAGGAGACCAACUAGAAAAUCCAAUCGAAGUACAAGUCACUCUUCCCGCAAAAAGAAGGCUCCUGUUCUCGAGACCGAUCCGGUCGAGGUCGAUAGUCAAAGUGAAGAUGAUUUACCGGAUGAUGAGGAUAUUUACAAAGAGUUGGAAUCAGAGGAUGAAGAAUCCGAUACUGCGGACGACUCCGACAAUGAAGUUAUUGAAGCCUUGGCCAGAAGGCAACCGAAAUCCAAAAAACACACCCGAACUGGAAGGAGCAAUGCCAGAAGAGUCCCUCUGGAUGAAUCUCAUGACGCCUCCCUUGCUAAUGCUGAAGAUGACCCGGACGACUUCACUAGACGCCUUGAAGCCCAGUUUGCCAAGAGCCCAACCAAUCGACUGGAAAACCUGGAUGUUGAUGACGAGGUGCAUGAUAAUUCAGUCCUGCCAACGGUUGAAAAUUAUAAAGGCCUAGUGAAGGAGUGGACAAGAAAGCGUAUUACAUCAGUUCAGGAUUUGCAGAAAAAGGUGACCUCAGUUCCCCCCCAUAUCCUAACUGAAGCAAAAGCCAUCAAGAAACUUUAUAAACAUCACAAGAGGAUGCUGGCGAUGAUGGGUAACAUCACGACAUAUACCUUGGAUAAAGCUUUGGGCGAGCUCGGAGGUACUCGGUUUCCUGAUGCAUAUCGUCUUUGGUUGAAAUUUUCCAUUGAGGCUCGAAAACUGAAAAUGCCCCGCAAAUACCAGGCUGGAAAGGCAUUAGGACAACGAAACCGUAAGCUUGGUGCUGCCUGGAAAGCCCUGUCGGUGAAUCAAAAGCGUGUGUUUCACCCGCGGGUCUUCUACACCUUGUCUGGCCUUCCUGCGCCAACUAGCGACUUCGACACUGAUGAUGAAGAAAAUGGACCAACCGACUUGUCUCCUGACGAACUUCCCAAGUACAAUCAACUAUCAUUGAAGUGCGUUGAGAAGCUGCAUAAUCAGCAAGUUCAGUUCUCAUUUUCUUGCUUCCUACCCUACAAGAUUGAAAACGAGGCAAAUCGUAUGGACUUUGGGUACUAUUUCCUUGCUUCUAGUACCCAUCCUGCUACUGGAGGUGAUUCUGCGGAUCCAGGGUGGUGUAAGGAGUUUACGUCGAAUGAAGAGUUGGCAGAUUACGUGCGUAUGAAGAGCAAUUUCCCGACUAUAUUUGCUGCACAGACCCAAGGUAUUUCCGUCGACAAAGUCAUUGCUAGUGCAAUUGGGAAAACAGAAAAAAUGAAAAUGAACUGUAAGCGUGUGGACCCUGGUGAUAAGGUGAAGAGUGACUUGGCAGCAUUGUUGAAAUCUGAUUUAGUGUUAAAAUUUGUCCCACCAGGGUUUCCUCGUGGACCGGACCCAGGGAAGCUUUUGUUGGAUAAGGGAUGGAAGGUGAAGAUCAAGCAGUUGCCUGGCUCUAGCCUACCCCCCGAAGUGUUGAAAUUAGGCUUUAAUGCAAUGAACAGUCGCCGGUCGCUCUGGUUGAAUGAUCUCCAGGCUGGCCUAUUUCGAUUCGAGAAGAUUCCCGAGGACGAGGAUGAUGAUUUGGAUUACAUGGUCACUGAUCAUCAGGAGGAACCAUUGGAAAAAGAUGAAGAGCUCACGGUUGGAAUUGAGGAGGAACUAGAGUGGAAUGGAAUUGGUGAAGAUGAGACUUAUGAGGCUUAA